UUUAUGUUAUCAGGAAACUUUUGACAUUUUCUUUUCCCUUUUAAUAUUGAAUCCCUAAUUUCAAUCAACUCAUUUUUUUAAUAGUAAUACGGUACCAAAGUUACGAGAAAUUUUCUAAUUUAAUUGCUAUCUUUAAUUAAAAAAAUCAUGACCUAAUUUCAGUUAUUGUUUCUAUUACAGCGAAGAAGCGAGUACAAACAGCAGUGAAAUAACAAGAGCUUGCAUAGAUGAGGAAAUAUCAUCAGAUAAUCUUUACUUCCAUUGAGAGAGAUGGUCAAUUUCCAGUCAGAAUGGGAGGAGAAAAUCGUUUAUAAAGCAUAUGAGGACAGUGGGGAGCGCUAAUAUUGGCCAAUGUGUCAAUAAUAUCUUGAGAAGAUUAAUGAUUGAUGAGCUGGCCAAGAAAUUCUCAUAUACUGGCCGUGCAUUAAACGGGAACACAAAAACUCCAUUUCAUGGGAGUGAGAUAUCGAAAUGCAUACUGAUUGCUGUUCAAACGUUUUUUGGUGACAUUGCAAUUGAAGUGAAAUAUGGAUCGUUGGCGUCGAAAUGGUUUCAACAAGCCAGAACAAGGUUGUUGAGAAGGACCAAGAGCAGAGAGACUACGCCUCAUGAAGCUCAAAUCGAGGACGAUAGCAGUUCAAAGUAAAAAUAUAUAAUAAGUUAUAAAUUAAAAGUUCAAUUUUUGUAAUAUUUAAUAAAAAUCAUUGCAUUUUAUUGAAAA
Messenger RNA from Nilaparvata lugens (brown planthopper), 721 nucleotides. RefSeq lists its product as uncharacterized. The record is from RefSeq and is a predicted model, not a curated record. Lineage: Eukaryota; Metazoa; Arthropoda; Insecta; Hemiptera; Delphacidae. The transcript is spliced from 4 exons. Bases 320 to 646 code for a protein of 108 amino acids.